AGAUGUAUAUUCUUGCGCCAGGACGUAUCGCGUAUCACUCACGCACCACGCUCGCUCUCACCCUCUUACCUCAUGACCAUCUCGUUCUGCUCAGCUUUUUAAUGUAGUUUUCGUUACUGCGCUGCUCAUGGUCUUAUGCUAGUCAUCGUUCACGUUAUCUUUCACGUUCCAAUAGUUCUAUCCGGAUGAGGAGAGGGCUUAGUAGAGCGCUUGGUAAUUAUUUCCCUCCUGAUUCCCUCGAUCACCAACGUCAGUUUAAACAUCCCGCCCAAAGUAAAUAUUUUGUUUUAUGAGAAUGUCUACAGUCCGCAAAACAAGGAGGGGAGAAGCAGAGCAGAAAGCCGUGGUCGUGUGUUGUGUUGUGUGUUACCUUUAGCUUGGUUGUCAUGUCAGGCUGUCAUAUCAAUGUUAAGAAAGUUGUGUGUUUUCUUGCGAUUUGGGGCUUUGGGAGGAAACCUUCAAACUGAUUAAGGCGUAGACGUUGUAUUUGGUACAACUACGAUAUUGAUAAAGUAAAGUUUCGGCUCAUACCAUCAAGUCUCUACCGCCCUAACGAGACCUAUUUUUAGGUUUUUGUGUACGCUUUUUGUAUGUCUUUUGCAUGAUUACACACUUGUCUACCAUUCUACCGCCAAAAAUUGAGAUCAAUUUAAAUUUGUAGGCCAAAAUGGCCUCGAAUGACAACAUUUUGAACCUAGUGAAGAGCAGAGAAAUCGAUGAUAAGAUUGCUAGGAAGGUUCAGAGUCGUUUACAUGUGACAGAGGACUUGAUACUACGUCUUGGCCUAGAAAGAGAAUUGGAGGGACAUACCGGCUGUGUCAACUGUCUAGAGUGGAAUUCUACUGGAGAAUUGUUGGCCUCUGCCUCUGAUGACUUCCACGUCAUUGUAUGGGAUCCAUUUCGCCAUAAAGCACUCCACACUGUUGCAACAAACCAUCAAGGAAAUAUUUUCUCUGUCAAGUUCAUGCCCAAAACCAAUGACAGUAUUCUAAUUUCUGGCGCAGCAGAUUACAUGAUAAAUGUACAUGAUAUAAAGCUUCAUGAAACUAUUAGUGUGUGUACAUGCCACUCUAGCCGAGUUAAAAGACUAGCUGUUUGUCCUGAAACACCAUCAUUGUUUUGGAGUUCUUCAGAGGAUGGCACCAUAAGACAAUUUGACCUUCGUGCCCCACAUGUCUGUCGGAGUGAGAGUGAUAAUGUUCUAAUUUAUCUGAAACACUGUUUUGGAAAGCUUGCUGAAGCUAAAUGUCUUGCUGUUAAUCCGGUCAGAUCUGAACUGUUGGCUGUUGGUGCCAAUGACCCCUUUGUUCGCCUAUAUGAUCGGCGGAUGAUACGUCCGACAACAGUGCCAAAAGCCGAUCAGCGCCUUUUGGAAAAUGGAAAUGAUUUGACAAAAUCAGAUCAUUUACCUGAUGGCUGUGCUGAAUAUUUUGUAGCAGGACAUUUAUCUAGCCGUGAUCCUGUACAUAGAAAACACAGAAGUCUUGCAUCCACAUAUGUUACUUUUGGUGCCAAUGGCCGAGACCUACUUGUGAAUCUAGGUGGAGAGCAAAUUUACCUCUUUGACAUAUAUACUAAAACUGCUGCCCAGUUUUAUGACUUCAAGUCAUCGCCUUACUACUUUGAUGAUGCUGGAACAUCUAGCAAUGAAUGCACUUUGAAACAAGUCCAAGGUCCAACCCAUGGAUAUGUAAAUGGUACCUUGGAGCUCAAUCGUUGGAUACAUACUAAGGUUGAAGAGGCCAAUGCUGAUCCUUUCACAUCUCGUCCUCCUCUCCCACGUCGUGUUGAAAGCUUGAGGCUAAGAGCCAAUAAUGCCUUUGAGAACCUGGACUAUCCAACUGCUGUACGACUCUAUAAUGAAGCUAUCAGUAUGUCUUCCGAUAGCGCUGUUCUCUUUGGCAACAGAGCUGCAGCCUUAAUGAAGCGCGACUGGGAUGGUGAUGUAUAUGCAGCUCUCAGAGAUUGUCAAAGGACGCUAGAGCUAGAACCAAACCAUUACAAAGCUCAUUUUAGGAUGAUUCGGUGCCUUCAUGAAUUGCAAUGGACCACAGCAGCUGUUGAUUGUUUAAAGGUUUUCAAAAACAAAUAUCCAUCUCAUUCUCAGAAUACAUCUUGUAGAGCUCUAGAAAAAGACAUAGAGAUAGUGGCAUCCAAGAUUAAAGUAACUGAAGAUGAAAGAAUGUCUAACCCUUGGGAUUUAUUUCGACUAACUCGAUCUCCACAAGAGCAAAAAUGGCAGGAAAAUGCUUUGGACUAUGAAAAGCGGUUUUGUGGUCAUUGCAACACUACAACUGACAUUAAAGAAGCAAACUUUUUCGGAGAAGAUGGGCAAUUUAUUGUUGCUGGUUCUGAUGAUGGUUCCAUGUACUUUUGGGAACGCAAUACUACCAACAAUAUACGCAUAUUGAAAGGGGAUGCUUCCAUUGUCAACUGCCUACAGCCUCAUCCUACGUUUUGUCUGAUGGCUACAUCAGGCAUUGACCCUGUUGUUCGACUCUGGAGCCCACUCCCUCAGGAUGGACGAAAGGAUGAUAGAGAGGUGAGCAACAAGGAUGUUGCUGCAAAAGAAAACCAAAAGCGAAUGAAGGCAGAUCCAUUUGAUUUUGUCCUGAUGAAUUACAUGGGCUAUAAUCCCGAUCAAGUUCAACCUGACCCUAAUGGAGAGGAUGAUGAUGAAGACUUCAUGAGUAGGGUACCUCCUGACUGCUCAUGUCGUCCUAGCUAGCAUUCUGUUAAUGCCGGCAGGGAGCAAUUUUAUUUAUGCCAAUUAUGUCUUUGGUUUGUUGGUUUGGAUAUUAUCCUUCCUUUGUACCAAGUUUUGACCAAUAUCAAUAUCUCAAUUUUCAUGACUAGUAAGCUCUAACUGAGUCAAUUCAAAACACAUUUUCUACCUAGAAUUCUCGUAAUAAAAAGUAUUUUUUUAGGUCAACAACAGCAGCUUACUUUUGUCAACGUGUUAACCAUCAAUGUUUUCAGAUCUCAUGAUAAUAAUAUGCGACAGUCUCUUAUCUUGUAUUAUUUUGGUAAACAUGAUAAAAUGGUUGUGAUUAUUAGAACAGUUUUCUUUUUUAAAGUUAAGUGUUUCAAUAGUUCAAAUCUCAAAUUUUCUCUGCAGACAGAUACUGAUACCCUCUAAUAGCAGCAAGUGCAGCAGAGGGUGUUGCUAUCAAUUGGUUGUCAUUGGAUUUGGAUGUAUCUGUACUUUGUAAGUAAUUCAAAGCAUUGCAGUGGCAAGUCAUCAAUACCAUACAAACUCUUCUACAAGUUUUAUGUAAUUGUCCUCCUGUCAUACUGUCACGUCCUAACUGGAUGUUAAGUCAUCUCUGGAUCAUUUUCUUUAAUUAUGUGAUUUAUUGUAGGGCUGCUAAAAAUGUGUGUGCCAUCCUAAUGACCAAAACUAUAAGUCUUUUACUAUCUAAAGUUGACUGCAUUUUAAAUUUAAGUUCACAUUCAAAACAUUAGUAAAUAUGAUUUUGGUCAGCAUUGAUGUGAGAUUUUAUCUAUUGGCUUGUUUCUUAGGAUUAGAUACAAUGCUCUUGGCUGACAAUUUUGACAAUGAUCAGUUUCUCUUCUGUUAUUGUUACAAUCAAUAACUGUAUGAGGCAAGUAAUCUCUAAAUGGUUGUCUUUGUUAAAGAUGUCAAGCCCAACUACAUGCUAUGUUCAAUUAUCUCCAUCUCCUCUCCUUUUGCAGUCUUUGUCCUUUUUCUUUUCUUUUUUAUGAGCAUGACAACUUUUGUGAGUACAGGUUGAAUUGAAUCGAACUCUACAAAUUUUGGGUGGUAUAUUAUCUGAGUCAACCCAUGAUAACAUGUGAUAUGUAAAACCGAUUAGAUAUAGGUUAUUGUUAAAACUUCUACGACUGAAUGUGAAUGUUGGUGUUAUGUGAUUCCCUGAUUUCUUGCAAUGUGCAGAUCACAAAGUAAGAAAAUCGGUAGCUUUGUGAUAAUAUUUGUACUACUCCAAUAAGAUAAGAUAUAAAAUAGUAUAUGUGAAUUUCUUGAAUGUGCAUUAUGCGCUUUAGAUCUUUUCAAUAUGAGUAAAUGUAUAACAUAAAAAUAUCUUUAUUACAUGUACAUAUACGUGCUCAUAUGUAUAUUAGAGGGUAGCGUAAAAAAAGGAUUUGAGAUAUUGAAACGGCGGGUAUGCGGAAAAGUUGUCUUUUUAGAUGUAGAAUCCAGUGCAAUUUUUUAUUUUGAAAUCGGACAAUAUUUUCCGAUUGCGCAACGAGUUCAAAGUUAUGCAUUAGCUCUUAUGGGGAAAAUCGUCAAAAACCAUUAAAAAAUAAAAAUCCAAAAUUUAGACUUUGUACGUGAUGUUUUUUGAAAAUCUGUUUUCAGAAAUGCAAUCUACGCCAAAAAAGGCAUCCGGUGAUGUAUCACACUUGAUAUUGCAACCCAUGGUUUAGGCGGUGUAGGCUGCAUAAAUUCAUGACUUUUGUGCAAUUUGAUGCAAUUUGGGCUUAAAUUGAUACCUGGCCGACACUGAACCGCUCACUAUAAUGUCAAGUGUGACACAUCAGUGGAUGCCUUUUAUGGCGUAGAUUGCAUUUCUGAAAACAGAUUUUCAAAAAACAUCACAUACAAAGCCCAAAUUUUCGAUUUUCAUUUUUUCACGGUUUUGGACGAUUUUUCCCAUAAGAUCUAAUGCAUAACUUUGAACUCGUUGCGCGAUCGGAAAAUAUUGUCCGAUCUCAAAAUAAAAAAUUGCACUGGAUUCUACAUCUAAAAAGACAACUUUUCCGCAUACCCGCCAUUUCAAUAUCUCAAAUCCUUUUUUUACGCUACCCUCUAAUGUAUAUGUCAUGGAUAUUUUAAAUUAAAUUAACUGUUUGUGUAUAUGUGAAGCCUUUUACUUAAAUACUUAAGGUUUGUUGUUUUUAUCUUUUGAAAAUAUUUAUGAGCUGCUAAUGUGACCCUAAAAAUUGCACGCUAUCUACUGCAUUUGUGUUGGGGAUUUGCUUCUGUUUAUAUUUAGAGAAUCCAGGAUUGCCUGUAUGUAGACAUCUAGUGUCCAUAAAUAGUUCACAUUCUAAGCAGCAUUCUGUUUUACUGAUGAAAUAAAACGAAAGCCAGCGCUAGUCUCAUUA
Messenger RNA from Frankliniella occidentalis (western flower thrips), 5091 nucleotides. Its product is annotated as WD and tetratricopeptide repeats protein 1. The coding region runs from base 668 to 2728 and encodes 686 amino acids. The record is from RefSeq and is a predicted model, not a curated record. Gene Ontology annotation, cellular component: Cul4-RING E3 ubiquitin ligase complex; cytoplasm. Gene Ontology annotation, molecular function: protein binding. NCBI's taxonomy places the organism in Eukaryota, Metazoa, Arthropoda, Insecta, Thysanoptera, Thripidae. Gene Ontology annotation, biological process: negative regulation of fatty acid biosynthetic process. The transcript has 14 exons.